This is a messenger RNA of Rotaria sp. Silwood1, 702 nucleotides long. The record is from the annotation of a GenBank genome assembly. NCBI's taxonomy places the organism in Eukaryota, Metazoa, Rotifera, Eurotatoria, Philodinida, Philodinidae.
AUGAUGGCUAUUGGUUCUCCUGUAUCAUCAAUAUUAUUGAAACGUUUAAGAACACAUAAAACAAUUCAAUUUCAAUCAAAAUUGAGUUCACCAAUUGAAAAUAACGUCAAUGAAGGUUCAGCAUUUCAUUUAACCUGUUCAUUUUUAUCAAAUUUUGAUAAAAUCGAUAUAUAUUGGUUUCAUAACGGAACUUUAAUUGAAUCAUUUAUUUCAAAAAAAAAUUUGGAAGAAGAAGAUGAUGAUGUUGAAGAUUCUUUUUUGGGUGUUUCAAUUAUAUCAACAAUAAAUAUAGAAAAAAUAUCAUUUGAUAUGAAUGGCUCUUAUCAAUGCGUUGGAGUAUAUCAACAUAUUCAUGUUCAACACACAUUUCAUGUUCAUGUUAAUACAAGCCAGAAUAAUUCUUCGAUGAAAAAUUCUUCUAUAGAUUCAUUUAUUACUGUUCAUACAUCUCAAGCUUUAUUUGAACCUCGCAAUUAUGUAUCAUUAAUGUGUCGUUUUGCUUCCGAUCGAAAAGAUGAAUGUAAAACAAAAUGGUUUAAUCCAUAUGAUAAACCAUUAGAUACAUUUAAUGAGACAACAGAUUUAAUUUUGCAAAAUGCUACUUUUGAUGAUUCAAUGGGUUUAUAUACUUGUCGAAUUUGUUGUUCAAAUCAAUGUCAAGAAUUAACAUCUUUUGUUUAUCCAGCUGAACAAGAAAGAUAA